This is a messenger RNA of Lactuca virosa, 506 nucleotides long. The record is from the annotation of a GenBank genome assembly. Lineage: Eukaryota; Viridiplantae; Streptophyta; Magnoliopsida; Asterales; Asteraceae.
AUGGGUUUAAUCAGCAAUUCCGAGAUGAAGUGGAUUGUUUUGCAUGGGAAAGAUGUUUCUGAUGAGAACAAAGUGUUGCUUUCACAAGCUGUUGACAUCUUUCAUGGUUACUUCCAACUUUUCUUCAACUGCUUUGAGAAACUACUUGCGUAUCUGAAGGUUAAGAAGAUGGUGGUUCUAGCUGCUGAGGAUGUUGAAUCCAUGUGGAUUCAGAAAUUUGGUUUUGAAAAAGUAACUCAGCUCAGAAUUGACAUCAAUUGCAGCAUUUCAAGGAACAUGUUUGUUAGAAAAGGAGGUGUUGGGGCCUCAAGGUGGAGUCACUUUUCAAGAUGGUUUCCGUUUCAGUCUUUCCUAUGCAGAAGUAAAUUAAGAAAUGAAUGAAUGAGUGAAUAAUAAUAACCUUUUGGUAGAUUUGUGUUCUAUUAAUGGUUAAAACUACAAACAUCCAUCUUGGGAAGAUGGAAGUUUUUACUUUUUAUGUUAUAUGCUUAUAAAUGGUUUGUGGU